Molecule: messenger RNA, 815 nt
Organism: Exserohilum turcica Et28A
Lineage: Eukaryota; Fungi; Ascomycota; Dothideomycetes; Pleosporales; Pleosporaceae
Exons: 2
Coding region: 1-612 (203 amino acids)
Source: RefSeq, a predicted model, not a curated record
AUGCCUUGCUCACCAUCCGCUUCCUCUUCACCAUGUUCCUCGUCCACAGACCACACGUCCGACACACCAGCGCCCCGAAGCCGACGGGCGCGCGUGUCCGCCGAGCACACGCUGAACCGUGUGCGAGAGAACCAGCGCAGACACCGCGCCCGCCAGCGCGACCACGUCGCCUCGCUGGAGCAGAAGCUCGCCGAGACGGAAAAGCUGCUCGCCGAAGCACGAGCGGAGAUCGCCAUGUUGAGGCAAGAAGCCACCGCCACUCCUACUCCUACACCUACACCUACCACCACUAUUACUACCCUCCCGCCUCCCACGACGGGUCCACCCCCUUGCUGCUCCGACCCCCCCAGUUUCCCGCCCCCAGCCAACCAACCCGUCGAUCUCGAGUGCUCAUCGUGCAAAACACGACCGCCGCCCGCGCCCACGGAGAGCACCACGCUAUGUGCACAGGCCUACGUCAUGAUUCGCCAGCAAAACUUUCGUAAUCUCGACCCCGACACGAUUCGCUUGUGGUUGGCCCAGGGCUUGCGGCGUGCGCAAAGGGAGGGUGAGGGGUGUAGGGUUGAGAAUGGAGCUUUGUUGCGCUUGUUGGAUUUUAUUAGUGGCUUGUAAUCUGUUUCUCUUGUUUAUCAUGCUGUCGUGCGAAUUUUCUGGGGGGAAGAACGAGGGACUACCUUUAUGUUUCUGUCUACUAUAAGUGGAGAGAUGAAAUGAUAUCAAGCGAGACAAAAGUAUCACGUUAUAAUCCAUCCUGAAUAGUCGAUAGGGAUUCGACACUACAAACCCAUGUUUACAUGUCUAGUAUAAAAAAGCCC